AUGAGCAAUUGCCUAGUAGCGCAAACGGAUCAAACAGAACCAUUGGAUUUAUCAAUAUCAAAAGUGAAAGAGAAAGGCAAUGCAUUACAAGGCUUAUCAAUGGAAAGAAAGUGUGAAGAAGAAAUUGGACUGCAAUUGCUUCAAACAAAAACAUUGUAUUCAACCGCUUCAAAAGUCAGUGAUGAACGAAUUCCAAUCGAAACAGUCAUGAAAGUAAUGGAAAUGUCAAAGCAGGAAAGUAGAACGAAAAAGAAGCAACGCCACGAUGUACACCAAAAGCAAGAACAUACGAUGACUCAUACCGAUGAGAAGCCGUACAGUUGUCCGACAUGCAAAAAGAACUUUACUCAGUUCAGUAAUAUGAAAAAACAUAUGAUGACUCAUACCGGUGAGAAGCCGUGCAGUUGUCCAAUGUGCAAAAAGAAUUUUACUCAGUUCAGUAAUAUGAAAAAACAUAUGAUGACUCAUACCGUUCGGGAUAUGAAAAAACAUGUGAUGACUCAUACCGGUGAGAAGCCGUACAGUUGUUCAAUAUGCAAGAAGAAUUUCACUCAAUUCGGGGAUAUGAAAAAACAUAUGAUGACUCAUACCGGUGAAAAGCCGUACAGUUGUCCAGUAUGCAAAAAGAGCUUCAUUGAGUCCGGCAAUAGAAAAAGGCAUAUGAUGACACAUGCCGGUAGAAAACCGUACAGUUGUUCAGUAUGCAAAAAGAAUUUCACUCAGUUCGGGGAUGUGAAAAAACAUAUGAUGACUCAUACCGGUGAGAAACCAUACAAUUGUCCGAUAUGCAAAAGGAAUUUCACUAACUCCGCUAAUAUUAAGCAACACAUGCUGACUCAUGCCGGUCAAAAGCCGUACAGUUGUCCAACAUGCAAAAAAAAUUUUACUCAGUUCAGUAAUAUGAAAAAACAUGUGAUGAUUCAUACCGGUGAGAAGCCGUACAGUUGUUCAAUAUGCAAAAAGAAUUUUACUCAAUUGGGAAAUAUGAAAAUACAUAUGAUGAUUCAUACCGGUGAGAAGCCGUACAGUUGUUCAAUAUGCAAGAAAAGUUUCACUCAGUUCGGGGAUAUGAAAAAACAUAUGCUGAUUCAUACCGGUGAAAAGCCGUACAAUUGUCCAAUAUGCAGAAAAAGUUUCACACAAAAAUACCAUUUGCAGUCUCACAUGCUAACUCAUGAUAUAAACAGACCAGUCUACCACUGUACUAUAAUUCCAGUCCGAGCUUGUCGUGUGGAGCCUUUGGGCAACUCUAGUGGUUACAUAGCCAUGGAUGGCAAACCGAUUAUUCCCAUUCAGCAUUUCAAGUGA
Molecule: messenger RNA, 1308 nt
Organism: Brugia malayi
Lineage: Eukaryota; Metazoa; Nematoda; Chromadorea; Rhabditida; Onchocercidae
Exons: 4
Coding region: 1-1308 (435 amino acids)
Biological process (GO): regulation of DNA-templated transcription
Molecular function (GO): RNA polymerase II cis-regulatory region sequence-specific DNA binding; DNA-binding transcription factor activity, RNA polymerase II-specific
Source: RefSeq, a predicted model, not a curated record